This is a messenger RNA of Sceloporus undulatus (fence lizard), 1342 nucleotides long. It is a transcript of the gene RBM18, whose product is annotated as RNA binding motif protein 18. Bases 162 to 767 code for a protein of 201 amino acids. The record is from RefSeq and is a predicted model, not a curated record. The transcript has 6 exons. Gene Ontology annotation, molecular function: RNA binding. Lineage: Eukaryota; Metazoa; Chordata; Lepidosauria; Squamata; Phrynosomatidae.
ACCGCCUUUCCCGCCCGCCAAAACGCCUCAGAAGGAGAGCCAGGAGCGGAGCGUCGCGAGCGGGUGACGUCACUGCCCCUCUCCCUCCCAGCGCAUGCGCGUGACGUCGCGCUCCGGUGACGUCAUCGGCGCCAGCGGAGGAAGGAGAAGAAAAAGAGGGGAUGCCGGUGCGGAUGGCGGCUGCGGUGCCUCCCACGCAAAGCCUGCGCCUGGAGAACGCUGCCCUCUUGUCUGAAGGCGCCCUGCAAGAUGGACACCGCCUUUGGAUCGGGAACCUGGACCCAAAGAUUACAGAGUACCACCUCCUCAAGCUCCUUCAGAAGUUUGGGAAGGUGAAGCAGUUUGACUUCCUCUUCCACAAGUCCGGGGCCUUGGAGGGACAGCCCAGGGGCUAUUGCUUUGUGAACUUUGAGACCAAGCAGGAAGCCGAGCGAGCCAUCCAGAGCCUCAAUGGGAAGCUGGCCCUCUCCAAGAAGCUGGUGGUGCGGUGGGCACAUGCCCAGGUAAAGGGCCCCCAGAGAUAUGAUCAGAAUAAGAAUGAAAAGAUCCUUCCCAUCAGCCUCGAGCCGUCGUCCAGCACAGAGUCCAGCACCCAGUCCAACUUGAGUGUGAGUACAAAGAUCAAGGCCAUCGAAGCAAAGCUGAAAAUGAUGGCAGAGAACCCAGACGCCGAGUUCCCGCCCACAGCGCCAUACACCUACUUCAAGCCCCCCGACAAAAAACGGACUGCUCCAUACUCCCGCGCAGCAUGGAAGUCGAAGAGAUGAUUCUUUGGCCCAAGGCAAUAUCGCCAGCUUCUGGCAAGUGUCAGAUCAACCAGGAAGAGCAACGGACUGUUUUGGAUUGAACUUUCAUCCCCUUCCUCCUGACUGCUGCAUCUUGACAUUGUAAACAAUAUUAUCUCUUCCCUCGUGUCUCUGUUUUCACAUGGAAGCGACUCCUCCUUGGUGGAAGUAAAAUGGCAACGUCGUCCCCAAACUGUAAAGAACUUUCCUCCAAACUCAACUUGGAAACAUCUGUCCAUGGCCAGUUCUGUCUCUGAAAGACCUCUGAAAGGGUGGUUAUGGGUGUGUUAUCACUGCUUAAAUAGUUCUCCCUUCUCACCUGAAGAUACGUUGUCUGCCUAGAAAAAGAGUAUUGUGUGAUCUUAGCAAUCCAGUCUGCCAGAAAACUGGUGUCUCUGGUACUUUUAAGGAGCAAACCUGAGCCUUGAAAUGGGAGGGAUGACAGAGCUGGUUUUUCUGUAUUGCUUCGUUGACCCACUUGAAUGCACUUGGGCAUAAUGUAUCAAUACUUUUUUUAAAAUGGUUGUACAGAAAUAAACUUUAUGCAGGCUUUCGAA